Molecule: messenger RNA, 1947 nt
Organism: Fusarium graminearum PH-1
Lineage: Eukaryota; Fungi; Ascomycota; Sordariomycetes; Hypocreales; Nectriaceae
Exons: 5
Coding region: 1-1947 (648 amino acids)
Source: RefSeq, a predicted model, not a curated record
AUGACUCAAAUUGCAAAGGCUUUUACAAGCUCGUUCCAGUCCGAGAUGCGACAGUACGUUGAUGCUGUCAAGGUCAAGGCAGAAAACGUCCAGCGUGAUAUUGAACUCGUGAAAGCAAAGACCGACCGACAUGAGCAGAAGAUGCAGGAAAAGGAACGAGAAGAGGCGGCUGCUAAUCGCAGUCUGGUUGUUGCAAGCUUGUCGAAAAACUGGAAUCAAGUGAGCAAGUUCAGAAACGAUGCUAGAAAAGAAUCCAAUGAGCGGAAGAAACGACAAGCACUUGAUGCAUUGAGCACUUAUAACCGAUACACGACAAGUCUCAAUAGUGCUCGGAACAAACGCCAUCUGCAUACUGCGUCUUGGAUAUUUGAGAAACAGGAGUUUGAAGACUGGUACGCCCUAGAAGAGGCACCUGUCUUGCAUAUUGCUGGCAAGAGUGAGUUUAGCAUCUCGAACAGCUCAACUAGGAACAACAUUGACAUUGACUUCAGUUGGCUCUGGAAAGACUAUCUUAUCUUCCAACUUCUCAGAUCCUCCAUCAUUGAAUUCAUCAACAACAAGCAGAGUGAAUCUGAAGUAGUUUCUUUCUUCUUCUCCCGCUUCGACGAUUCAGCGAGUCUCCAGUGCGAUACUAUACUCAGAUCGCUAGUCUUUCAACUUGCCUCACGCCCCUCUCUGACCAAGAUUGCUGGAAGCAAGGACCUGUACAGCGAUUUGGAGUCGGCAAAGGACGAAUCCUAUUCCCGCGACUCAUUGAAGAAGCUAUUUCAUCGUUCCCUAGGACUGAUUGAAAAGUGGUUCAUAGUCCUGGAUGGCAUCGACGAGUGCAACUCAGAGGAGCGACGGGGACUGUUCGGGUUCCUAUCGGAUCUUCUCGCAGACGAGAACGCAUCUGGAAAAUUCAAACUACUAUUGUCAUGCAGGGAGACCCUCAACCACGAUAUCAGAACGUGGUUCACUUCUGCUUUACAUGUUGUAACAGGGUCGAAAACAACGAGCCAAGAUAUUUUAACAUACGCUGAAGACAUACUCCACGAGAAACUCUCAAAGGGCGAACUUGUCCUGGGCAACAUCAAUCUUGCUAAAGAGAUUCUUCGAUCCAUUUCACUGAAAGAGCAGGGAAUGUUCUUAUGGGCGUUUCUUACCAUUGAAGAUCUAUGCAGUCGAAAAUGUGAUGCCGAGAUCAUAAAAGCCCUCGAAACCUUGCCGUCUGAGCUCAACACUACCCUUGAUCGUGCACUUGAUCGAAUAUUCCGUCAUAAAAAUGCCGAGAUUGCCCAAGAUAUUUUUCGCUGGAUAGCAGCUGUGCGCGAACCAUUGAAAGUCGACCAGCUCCAAGAAGCACUGUCAAUAAAAGUUGGGGACAAAGUGAUUGACCCUCGAUCUCGAAUCAAUGGUAUAGAGAAACUCACACAAUGGUGUGAGAAUCUUGUACGUAUUGACGAGGAAGACGACGCAGUGUGUUUCAGUCACCAUUCAAUUCUUGACUAUCUGUCCAAAUCCGAUUCUGGACCUUGGAAGGAUUUCCACAUUGAUCACCAAGAGGCAGAUCACCACGUUGGUCAAGUUUGUUUGACCUACCUGAAUAUACAAAGUCCUUCCACGGCACUUCAGCACACGAGAAACGAAAGGCCUGUUGAUCCGUUCCAACAACUAAGGGUGAAUUUCCCUGUCAUCACCAAGCAAGCCAUGAGGGAAUUCGCUACUGGUGGCGUCGGGACAAGAGCUACCAAACUAAUAGACUAUGCUACUCAACUAAAAGAAGUGACUAAUACAUCUCGGUUCUCUGGCACCCAAGCCGUGGUAGACGUCGAAUAUCCAUUUACGUCACAUUUUCCUUUCCUCCAGUACGCCGAGAACCGAGGGUAUCCCAAACUGGCCGGCUCUAGUCACCAAUCCUAUGAGACCAUGUCAUUGUCCGAAAGGCUUAAAGGCAAGGGGUGUUGA